GUUGACAUUGUUUUAUAUUUUACCCUUUUGUGUUGACGCUGUGGUCCUAGGGUGUUGACGCUAUGAUACAGUGUUUCUAUUUGACGUGCCAAGCCCAGUAUAGUGUACUAUGUAUGUAACUCUUAUGGUUAGUUCAUAAGAAAUUAGUUGAAUACGGGGAACACGUCCCUUUAAAGUUACACCAUACUACAGGGGUAUAUACUAUAACAUUGAUCAGAUUAGAGCCUGUGCCCUUUGUAUAAACAGAUUAAAGCUCUCUAUCUCAGCUUACCCACUGUCGAUACACCCGUUUGGUGUUUAUUUUCCAUAGGGUCGUGAUUAGGGUCGGAUUAUCAUUUACAAUAAACAUUGGCGAUACGGGUCCACGAGUUCUCCAAACAUACGGUAUUUGGACUGUCGUGUGUUUAGGUUUGUGCCGGUGAUAUUAAGUUUUGUCCAGUGGGAUGAUGUUUUACAACAGACUAAAGCUGGGUGAUAAUAAAUCAGAGAAGUUUUGAAUAUUAGAAAGAAACAUUGUCUAAGAUGGACAGGGCCUUUCAGUGCCGUUCACCAUCCGCAAGUAUCACGCCCUCCCUUCCGAGCAUAAACCGACCUACGUCUCUAAACUUAAAGUCGGAACGUAGCUUUGGAAGCGGAAAACACUCCAACAGCAAUAACGUGAAACUUCCGAACAGUGCAAAAAUGCGGAAAAAGAUAUCGAACGGCAUGGAACAGAGUUUUCCCAGUAACUCAAAAAACAGUGAUAGAAAUAGUCCAAGUUCUAGUUUGUCAAAAACAUCAGCUGAAAUUCGAAAGACGGCGUGGACCAACAGAAAGGUUUUGGACGAUGAAGUGUAUGAAGAGAAAAAAGAACGACUUUUAAGAACGUCUAAGUUGAAAAAAGAUUUGGAAGUAUAUUUUGAUGUUGAAACUCCGAGUCGAUUAGCAGAACGGACUUGGGUAGCGAGUGAUGACGAGGACUAUGAUACAGACCUUGAUACUGACCUGGGCAUUGAGCUGGUAAUUGACGAGAGGACGAAGCAGAUUAAAGAUGACGGUGAAUUUCCCGAGUACAAGAAUUUGUGCCGGAAGUACAAAACAGUGCCAAACAAGUACUUUAUACGGCACUCUGUGGACGACGUACUGACCAUGCGACAUCGGUACCUCAGUCCAAAGGACUGUCGGGCAAUGGGCUGGGAGAUGGAGAACCACUCGACGUUUAAAAAACUAGACCUCGAAGACAAUGGACUUGGUCCCAAACAAAUGAUAGCUCUGGCUGAGAUGCUGCUCAAGAAUAAAUACGUGAUGGAAGUGAAUCUCUCCAACAACCCUAUGGGUAGUUUUGGCUCGAAUAUUACAAAGACCAUUCUACUCAACAACUCUCACAUCGCCAAAGUCGACCUGACAGGUAAUGGUUUUGGUAAACAAGGAGGUGAAAACUUUGCUGAAGUGAUAGAGACAAAUGUAUACCUGAAAGAAAUACGACUCGGCAAAAACAAGAUCGAGGAUGCUGGUGCUAUGGCCAUAGGACGCGCCCUAGAGACCAAUGUCACACUAGAAUACUUGGAUCUCAGCUGGAACAAGAUUGGGAAAACAGGAGCUGCCAAGAUAGCCACGGGUAUAAAGGUAAACUCCACGCUGAAGACGUUGAUUCUGUCUAUGAAUGGAUUGGGCAAUACUGGUUGCCAGCAUAUAAUGGAAGGUCUACGUGGAAACGAGGCUCUGACUACCGUAGACCUGAGUGCAAAUCGGAUCACAGAUGACGCUGUGGAAUCUAUAAGUAGGGUACUGCCCUACCACCGGUCUCUCGUGUCACUUAAGUUAUCGCACAAUCACCUGUCUGCUGAUGGAGCUUUCAGAAUACUCAAACCGUUGACCUCAAGGUUCAAGAAAAAGCUCAGUUACCUUGAAUUGGAUGGAACAGACGUGAACUCCGACCUUAUGCAAUUGAUAGAAAAUUUGAACGCAAGACGUGGAUUGAUUAUUUCUAUCAAGCGUCCUCCAUCUCGUAGAGCGAGAACCUUGGAUCAGCUGACACGAGUGUUAUCAGCAAUAUGUAGAUUUCUGAUAAAGGAGAGACUUGAUAUCAAAACGGUGUUUCCAGAUCUGGAGAAGGAGAGAGAGGAGGCCUACAGCACAUACGAUAUUAUAGAAAUAAUACGGAAUUGUGGAGAAGAAUUCAACCGUACACAGGUUACAGAGCUGAGAAAAAUUUGCAAGGUGUUACGCCAUAGGACAUUAUUGUUGAAGGAGUUUGAGCAAGUAUACGAUCUGGUACUGACUGGCAGAGACCCUACGUCAGAGGAACCGUUACGCACGCCAUUUGCGGGGAAGCGUCGCGGGGGGCAAUUGGUCAGUCUGCCUCGCCGUGACCCAAACGAACCCGGCCAACUGACCCUAAGCAGCGUGGCCCCAGGGGUGCGAUUCCAGUAAGGCUGCAUUUCUUGUUACUUCGUACAAGCAACCAAGUCUGUUUCUGUGCCAUGACCAAAGUUACAGGCAAUGGUGAUAAAUAUGACAAUAGCCCCUUACGGGAAUAUGCAGUCGGGCCAUACAAUUCAUAUGUGACGCUGAUGACGGCUGAAAUAAAAAUGAAGAGGAAUGUUGAAAUGACCAAACGAAUCUGAACAAUUCUUGUUAUAUACAUACUGUGUAUGUUUGUGCUCUAUUUAAUAAAUACCGAUGUACAUAUCUUCGUGUUAGUAGUCUCUCUUAGUUAUAUAACAAUGAAAAGUUCGGGAAUAUAGGAGUGUUCUCCGUCUGUCAGAUCAGUUUCGAUUGAGUUUUGUUUCACAUUGUGCUA
Molecule: messenger RNA, 2782 nt
Organism: Mizuhopecten yessoensis (Yesso scallop)
Lineage: Eukaryota; Metazoa; Mollusca; Bivalvia; Pectinida; Pectinidae
Product: leucine-rich repeat-containing protein 74B-like
Exons: 13
Coding region: 523-2412 (629 amino acids)
Biological process (GO): nucleocytoplasmic transport; activation of GTPase activity
Cellular component (GO): cytosol; perinuclear region of cytoplasm; nucleus
Molecular function (GO): GTPase activator activity; small GTPase binding
Source: RefSeq, a predicted model, not a curated record